GUAUGUUGGUAUAUGCAGGUAUACGUACUGCUGUCGCUGUCGUUGCCACUACCGUUGUCAAUGAAUCUAUCUGCUCCGUUUGACUUUAUCCAACGAAAAUUGAACAUUUCUAAUGAUCUUGAACGAAUAGCUUUGCAUCUCUAUGAUGUUAUGUGAGCCAUCGAAAUGACUGGAUUAAUUGUCUUCGUUACAGUUUGCUUCGUACUCUAUUGCAGUUUCACCUGGAUAAUACCGAGACUCUUGGCAUGGCUGGUGAAGAGGAGAUACAAAAUUUAUUUACGGGUCGGCCACAUUUCGUUACCUUAUUUUAUACUUCGGGACGUAAACGUUUCGAAAAAUGGAUUCACAUUGGAAGUGGAGGAAAUAAGUAUACGGAGCAGUCUGUUCAGUAGCGAUGUAGCAAAACUCUUAGCUGUGAUAAUGAAAGAUGUACGUAUAAACAAGGAUGUACCAACAAAGACGCUGUGCUUGCCAAAGAAACCGGCGCAUCCGUUGGAUUUUCGAAAUAAAAAGAUUCCUCCGAUAAUCAUAACAUUUGUACAGUUUAUGGCGGUACAUAUAGAGAAUUUAAGUCUUUUAGUGUUGGGUAACGGCUGGCUCGCAAACGGUAGUGCUGAGAGCCUGAGUCUGGACGGUAGCGUCGUACAUGGAGCUCGUACCCUCCUCGGCUCCGCCAGCGUCGUGGGCGGUGCGAUGAAAUUAUUGCGACACUCGUCCGACGCCUGUCUCUCGCAGAUAUCGUUUGCGGGUACGGCAGAAGCUACAUUGAGAGCGCAAGGGGACCUUUCGGUGGAGAAAAUGUACAUCGGAAUAAUGCAGACAGAGGGUUCCGGUGGUGCGGAUCUGGUUACCUUCUUCAAAGAUAAAAGCUCGUUUACCGACGCGUCUUCGUACUCGAGCGCGAACGUUGACUCUUCCAAUGAUUUGUUGACUCGAUUAGCGCCACUCAUUCCAAAAGAUUUCAUGUUGAAAAUAGGCCCUUCUUCUGUGAUCAUGGGCAAAGAAGAUGGCAUGGUACUUGGUUUAGAAGGUACGAUGAAGGGUCUUCAAAUAAACACGAAAUUCCAGCCUUGCAACUUUCAAUUAAAUCUUACUUUAAAUUUGGAUGGACUUUCCGUCCGUAGCAAGCUUCCCAUUUUGACGCUGCGAUCGUUAUUAAUCAAUUCAAAGGUCGAUCGAAAUAUUUUACAAAUUGCCACGCAAAUACACAACCUCUCGAUUAGUUAUGAUCACAAAGAUUGGGAGACGAUUUUGUGCAAUACCGAUCACGAAAUUUCAAGGCCGGUCACCGGCAUAACUUUACAAAAUAAAUUACCGUGGUCAGAUGUCAGAGUAAACACCGAGCUUUACGAUUCGUCCGUACACGUCAAAUUGAUCGACGUUGACGAAGUCUCGUGCGGAGUGACUCAUGUGAAGUAUUCACUGAAUACGCUUACAGACACGACAGACGGUUGGAAUACGGAAUUGGUAGUGGAGUCUUUAUAUUGUACUUUAAACGGUUCCAGUACCGUCGCUUCGGAAACGUCCCAUCAAUGGGGUACACCGUUAUCCAUCGGGGUACUGUUGGCUACAACGCGUACUAAUGCCAUUGGAAUAGCUGUCGAUGCUCUCGUUGCCGAAUGGAGUUUAGAAUUUGCCAGAUUUCUUGAAGAAGCAUUCAAAUGUUGUCAAAAGAGCAAAAAAAUUGAACCAGCAAAGAAUAAUAAUCAUCGCGAUUCGGAGGAUGUUAUCCAGUUGAAUCUGAACGUUACGAAUUGUAAUUUGUUUUUCAUUGCGGAGAAUAAUCUUUCCAUAAUGACCCGUUUGGAUACAGCGAGUUUCGAACACAAUGCGAAACGAUUGGUAGCCGUCGCCGAGGGUGUCAGCGCGAUUACUUUGAACAAAAAUGAGCCAAUUAUUUGUCAACACGCUCAAGCAUUAGCCCAUCCGUUCCUGGCUGUAAGAAAAUGCAAGGGUGCCGUCACAUCGGAAACAAUUAAUAUUAGUUUGGACGGUACCAAUCUGGCCUGGAGUCCGAAUUUGCAUCUACGACUUUUACAGCUUUGGCUAGAGUCUGCAGAUUUUCGGACGAUUUUAGGUCGAAACGACGCAACGGCGACCAAGGUCAACGUCGAAGGUGAAAAAGUUUCGAAGCGGAAGCGAGCGUUAGACGUGCUGGCUACCGGAGGCAUCAGUUUGUCCAUAGAUAUUUCUCCGAAACACUUUUUGGAACUGUCGUCGGACCAGUUGCGUUGGUCGGAGGGAGAGUGGAGAUUGAAUUACAUCCGCAUCGCUUUAGACAUGGCCGACAUAAUCAUGGUAGAAGGUUUCCAGCUGAUCAGAGUAUUGGAGAGCGAAGAAGUGAGCGCAGAAAGACAGAGCAACGAGGGUUUCGUAUUAGACUGGAACGAGACGUGGGAACUUAACAUUGAAUCGGUAAAGGCUUGUUUCCCGUACGAACAUCAGUUUACGGAUGCUAUACAAAAUGAACUGUUCAGUAUAAGGAAGUGGUUAAAGGAAAUUCAUUCUUCGUCGAAUAAAAGAAAAGAGGAAACGUUACCAUGUGAUUUAAUUAUAAAGAUCAAAGAAUGGGUAUUCGAAGUGAGCGACGACCCAUUCGAGGUACGAUUGCGAGACAAUUACGAGCUUUUGGAGGACGAGUAUAAGGAGAGCAUGAAACGGCAAUCGAUGCUCGAUGCCAAAGUGCAAGAGCUUUGUCGGACUCAUUUAUUGCUGCCGCUAGGUAAGGUCGAAGAACUAUACGACAGUCUGAAUAAGAAGAACGCGGAGAUCUACGUGCAACGAUGGAAGCAAAUGCAGCGCGCCGGUCCCGCCAGGACGAGGUUGUUUGCCUGGUCGAUGUUGGACCUGGAGAUCUUAGCGUUGGCCGAUCCAUCGAUCAAUGGUACCGAAAGAGCGACGCACGCGUUGCGGGAGAUGGACGCGGAGACGCCCUGGCCCGAGGAUGGCCUUGAAUUCAGCGCACUUUGGGUUCGCGGAAUAAGCUUGAAAUGCGCUGAAUGGAAGCUACAUUUGAGGGACUUUCCGCAACCGUUGCUACUGGUCGAGAGCUUGAGCGUGUGGGGUAGGCUAGCUGGCGCUGAGGCGCUUGCACCUCCAAGAGCCAGACGUACCGUGCGGAUCGAAAUUGGUGCACCCUGGAACGACAUCGUUGUCGAGAGGGGAAUGACAUCGCUAAAAUACUACCACGACCUGAACUGGGACAUCGACAAGUUCAGAUACGCGUUCGGCCCGUGCUGGGAGCCGGUGAUAGCCCAGUGCAAUCUCAGUUUCGAGAAGAUUAUACACCCGUCGCGGGAUCCGAGUCCCCCGCUACCCUUCUGGGACAAGAUGCGGUUAACCCUUCAUGGAAGGCUGACGCUCUGCGUGAAGCAGCUGACGGUGUUAUUGCAUGGCUCUUUGGACCCUUACAACACCACAGAAGAAAUGGAGCUGACGUGGACGGGAUUAGCACUGGACUGGACACAGGGGCGAAUUAUCGUGAAAGGAGACUUGGACGUGUACGUUCGCACGGCCAGCAAGUACGAUGACUGCAGGUUGCUGCAUCUGCCGAACGUGCGGCUGAGCAUUAAGUUAGCCUGGGUCUGCUUAGGCGAUCCGAGAGAUCACCAUGCUGCGAUUCCUUGCGCACCAGACAGACUGCCCGAGUACUCGAGCAACCAGGAGCACGAUUCGUUCAGGGCAUUCCGUUCACAGAACUUGAACGCGAGCCUGUCCCUCGAGACGAAGCCGACCGGCUCUCCGACCUUGAGCAGCGCGCCUACCGCGUUGCUUUACGGCAGUACACUCAGAUGGUUCGAGAAUUUAAAGUUAAUUCUCUCCGGGGCGACCAGGCCGACGAGGAAAGGGCCGCUGUUCAAGAAUAUCCGACCGAGGAAAAAACAACUCAGUCGACACUACCGUAAGGUUCGGUUGACCUUGGCGUUCCACCGGUUUCACGUUAGCUAUUGGAUGUCGUUCGCGAUGCAACGUGGGUUCGAGGUGACCGGCGGCAGGGUAGCCUGUAGCUCCGAGCACAAUUUGUCUCUGCACCCGAUCGACGAUGAUCUGAUACACCGACCGCGAGCCGAGUGGUCCGUUGUCUAUAUGAAUUGCGAGCUCAGCGACGCGGAGAUCUGGCUGAAGAGCGCCCUUCAGGAGGACAAGGAGACCGCGUCGCUGCGACAACCGGUGGAAAAAUGUUACUGUCUGAGCGUGGCUCGGGUUAGCUAUGGCAGGGAAGCUAUGGUCACCGGCGUGAGUGGUGGCGACACACCUACCCAUCGGCUGGUCGUGCACGAUCUGAAAGGCGCUUGGACGAAAACGAACAGGGACGUGGCGUUCGCUCUUUUCGACUCGUUCAUUAAGACUCAACAGCUGAAGAAGAACCUGUCAACCGCUGCGUUGAAGGGCUUCCAUAGAGAGAGCUCGUCGACUCCGCACAAAAAUCGAACAGCAGCCGUCAGGUCUGCUGAUCCGCAAGCUACUCAAUUGCCAAAUGCUGCGAUCGCGUGCAAUUCUUCAUCGACAAGCAAACCACAACAAGGAGAGGCCGUUGGGAUGCUGCAAAGGCUGAUAGCGGAGGCCGCGAACAAGCCUGUCGCCUUCAGCGACGACCUUUCUGUCCAAACCAGAGGCCAGCAGCUCCGUGGGCUGGCAGCUUGCCAUCAAGACGACGUUCUCCACAAGAAUUGGCUGAUUGCCCUGGUCAACAGUCAAGUGUUACUGAAAGGCAUCGAGACGCGGGGCUACGUGAUCUUAUCUGCGGCCAAAGCUGAGAUAUUGCACAGGAUACAUCAACCAGUAUGGAAGGAAAGAACCCUAGUUACGAAAACGACCUGGGUUGGCUCUUUGGAGUGUAUGCAGUAUUAUGCGACCGUCAGUGCCAACAUCGACGACAAUAUCGACGAUAAUAUAAUGUGGUUAACGUUGGACAACAUUCAGGAAAAAGAUUCAACUGUGAUUGCUGGUUUGCCAGACGUACCAGCCUUGGUAGGUUCCGGGCAGAGUGUCGGUGGAGUGGUCAGUCAGACCGUGGGUGGCGGUGGUGGACCGCAACACCAACUACAACGGAUUGUCUCUAGGUGCAAAUGUGAAUUCUUCUAUGUCGGAUACGGUCAGGCCCUGGACGUUGGAUCCGUUGACCAAGUCCCGCCGCCGCCGAGGGAAGAAGUCAGCCCCUGGGAAAGGAAAGAGCUUUCGGCAGCCGACGCGUUCACCUUGAUGCAUCAUGACUUGGACGUUUGCACUAACUCUCUGCAGUAUGCUAUGAUUCUUGAUAUCGUAAACAAUUUGCUGCUUUACGUCGAACCGAGGAGAAAAGAAGCUUCGGAACGGUUGCAGAGAAUGAGGUUUCAGUUGCAGCUGCACUCGGUCGAAGACCAAAAGCGACCGAUUCAACAAUUGCAAAACACCGUGCGCGGUCUGGUAGCCAAAUUGAGGAGAUUGGAACGCGAGACGUAUCUGGUACAGAAAGCUCUAGCAGAGAAAUCCAGUCCCGAGUUGCUCGCCGAGAUGGAACGAUUGGAGGCCAGAGUCUUCGAGUGCAAGGAACAGCUGGCUGCUAAAGCGGAGGAACUCGAUGUGAUGUUCAGCUGUUACAAGGAAACCACCGCACCUGCUACAGCUUCCACCACUUUGAAGGAUAAACCGGCAGCAGUCGCAAGGGUUGCCGAAAUCUGCUUCAAACACGCUCAGUGGAGAUUGACGGACGCUGAUGGACAAUUGGGAAUAGCCGACCUUAUCUUAACUAAUUUCUUGUACACCAAAACCAGCAAAACGGACGACUCGGUCGAGCAUCUGCUUGAACUGGGAUACGUCCGAAUGACAAAUUUAUUGCCAAAUCAGGUUUACACAGAAGUUUUGACGCCAACAGAAUUGCAAAGCAACAUGCCCGUUGAUAGGCAAAGAGCUCUCAGAGUUUUCUGCAGGGAGAAGGCACCGGUGGCCGGGAUAUCCGUCAAAGAACAUUUCGAAAUCAACGUGGUUCCUCUGACGAUAGGAUUGACAAAAAAGUUUUUCAAUACUAUGCUGAAGUUCUGUUUCCCCGAGAGGGAUCCAGAAGGAAUAGAAGAAUCACCUGCUCCACAACGAGAUUCCUCAUUUUACGUGCCCAUUGAAAGAAGAGACGACGUGGAAAAAAUGAAGGAGAGAGCAGACAAAAACAAACUGUUUAUAUACAUAAAAAUACCAGAAGUACCAGUUCGUGUAUCUUAUAAGGGUAACAAGGAGAAAAAUUUGGAAGAUGUCCGUGAUUUUGCACUUGUAAUACCUACGUUGGAGUACCAUAAUGUCACUUGGACGUGGCUGGAUCUUUUAUUGGCUAUGAAAAGUGAUUCUAGACGCGUAAUAUUGAGUCAAGCCAUCAAGCAGAAGCUACAAAUCAAGCCACGAGGUCCACAAGAAGAAUCUGCCCCACAAGAGGAAGAUAAAGCUCGACUUUUGUUGGGUGCUAGACACUUGCCUGGAGACGCGAGAAAGAAGGGCGUAUUUAAAUUUAAAUAGGUCUUCAGUUUGGAUCUUGUCAAAGACAAUUAAAUCGAAAAGAAAUGGAACGAUAGGAAACAGAGUAUAUUAAGUAUUUUCAAACGGUGCUCGCAAACUUUUCUAUUUAUUUUAUUUACUCUGUACAAUAAUAAAAUCGAACCUCGACCAUAAAAAAUAUCAUCGGUUUCGCUUUGUAUCAAAUUCCGUUUUGAUAAAUCGAUUACACCGUAAUCAUAUUACAGAUAGAAUGCUUGAAAAUGUCUUGUUUACGCACUUGUACAUACAAUAUACAUAUUACUAUACGUCUACUAUUUAAUAUUCGAAGACAGGGCUGAUAGAUUCAGUUGGAUCUAUUUUAAUAAGUGAAAACAUUAAAUUAUUAUUAUAUACAAUGAAUCGUAA
Messenger RNA from Megalopta genalis, 6867 nucleotides. RefSeq names its product bridge-like lipid transfer protein family member hobbit (gene hob). The record is from RefSeq and is a predicted model, not a curated record. Lineage: Eukaryota; Metazoa; Arthropoda; Insecta; Hymenoptera; Halictidae.